Lotus japonicus is the source of this 1853-nucleotide messenger RNA. RefSeq names its product transcription factor bHLH90. Gene Ontology annotation, biological process: regulation of DNA-templated transcription. Gene Ontology annotation, molecular function: sequence-specific DNA binding; protein dimerization activity; DNA-binding transcription factor activity. Gene Ontology annotation, cellular component: nucleus. The record is from RefSeq and is a predicted model, not a curated record. Bases 78 to 1466 code for a protein of 462 amino acids. The transcript has 8 exons. Lineage: Eukaryota; Viridiplantae; Streptophyta; Magnoliopsida; Fabales; Fabaceae.
AAGUGUGAACAAAACUUAAUUCUAAAAUAAAACAAAAAGGAAGAGCAAAACUGCACUCAUAGCCAUAGGAGGAGACAAUGAGUGGCGGUUUUGAGGUUGUAGAGUGGCUUAGACCUCUAGUUGAGACCAAUGAUUGGGAUUAUGCAGUUGCUUGGAAAUUUGGGGUUGACCCAACUAGAUUUAUUGAGUGGAUUGGUUGCUGUUGUGGAGGGAGUAACAAGGAAAACAUGGAGCAUGCUGUGAUGCCAAAAGUUGAAAUAUUGAGUGAAGAAAGCCACUUGAAUCUCAUUUGCAGGGACACACAAUUUCCGCAUCAAGUUAGAACAAAGACUUGUGAGGCUCUUUCCAAGCUUCCUUUAGCAAUGUCUCUCUAUUCUGGUGUCCAUGGAGAGGUUGCAAUUUCACAACAACCAAAAUGGCUCAUUCAGGAGGAUUCAAGUGGAACUCAAGUUUUGAUCCCUGUUGUGGGUGGGCUUAUUGAGCUUUUCACUGCUAAGCUGAUUCCAAAAGAUAUAGAUGUCAUAGAGUUCAUAACAGAGAACUGCUGUGUCUCUGUGAAGAAAGAAGCCAUAUCUGCACAGAGCUCCACCACCAGUCUGAACUUCAAUGAGCACUUUACUUUAGCUGCUCCUGGUGUUCAUCUACCUCCAGUAAACCAGUGCAGCUCCAAUCCUAGCACUGAAGGACCAUCCGGUGGGUCUAAUCUUUCACUUGAACGCCACCAAUCAUUUGAUUCAAAGUUUGUCUGCAUGAUUCCACAUAAAUAUAUGAACAAACCAGUUGAAAUAUCUCCUAUCAUCAAAUCUAAAAAGCCCAAGUACAAUGAGACUUCAGGGAAACGGAAGAGAGGUUUGAGUUCCGAUCGUGGCCACAGUGAAGAAGAUCAAGGAAAAUUGGCCAGGGAGACUCAAAAGGAAGGGUACUCUGCUAAAAAUCUUGUCACUGAGAGGAAUAGGAGGGACAAAAUCAAAAAAGGGCUUUAUACUCUAAGGUCUCUAGUCCCAAAGAUAACCAAGAUGGAUAUAGCAUCCAUUCUUACAGAUGCAAUUGACUAUAUAAAAGAAUUACAGCGGCAAGAGAAUGAACUUAAAGAAGAGGUCGAGGCUUUGGAAGUAGAGGACUGCGAGAAGUACACAACACAAGAACAAGGAGUAACCUCAAGUCUCUCUCACACUAAUGUUGAUCAAACUUCUUCUGACUGCACUGAAAAUACAAAGAUGGAGGUGCAAGCAGAAGUGCACCACCUUGGUGGGACAGAUUUCUUGAUUAAGUUAUACUGUGACCACAAGCAAGGUAGGUUUUCAAGGUUGAUGGAAGCCAUGCAUUCAUUUGGGCUGCAUGUGGUUAAUGCUAAUAUGACCACUUUAAAUGGCAAAGUGCUUAACAUUCUGACUGUUGAGGCGACCGAGCAGGAUAUCCACCAAACGGAAUUGAAAGAGUAUUUGAUACAGCAAAUAGGUUGCUGAUAGACAGAGCAGCAAAAAAAUUCAGGAAAUUGGUUGUGUGGUGAUAUAUUGAUGAGUUCAAGAAAGCAAGAGCCCUUUCACAAAGCUUGGAUACCCGGUACAUGGAAAUUUCAGUUACAUUGAGAAUUAAAGAACUUAAAUUCAUCAUUUGGAGUUGAAAGAUCACUCAUUGGCUAACAACUUGGUUAUAGAUAAACAACACACCUCAACUUUAUAGAAAAGUUGGACAUUUGCAUAAAUUGAAGUGUAUCUAAUUUUUCUUGGCCCCAGCAAUAGCAGUUUACAAAUUCGUGACUAUAUUAUGUCAAAAAUGUUUUAUUGUAUGCGGUAAUCAUCUUAUCUCAACUCGCAUAAUCCCAUAAAUUUUGAAAGGAAACAUAUCACUCG